Molecule: messenger RNA, 1188 nt
Organism: Quercus lobata
Lineage: Eukaryota; Viridiplantae; Streptophyta; Magnoliopsida; Fagales; Fagaceae
Exons: 1
Coding region: 1-1188 (395 amino acids)
Source: RefSeq, a predicted model, not a curated record
AUGUAUAACGAGAUAGAGGAAAAUUAUGAUCACGUCGCCAUCAGCACCUUCAAGAGAGGCCUGCCGACAAAGCACGGUUUAAGGAAAUCCCUGGCUGGGAAACCGGUCACCAGCGUGCGCCAGCUCAUGGACCGAAUCGACAAGUACAAGAGGGUCGAAGAGGACCAACAAAUGAGAAAGGGAAAAGCGAAGGGUGUCCCUCAAGAAAGGAGGGACUUCAGGUCGGACCGAUUUAGCAACAACAACCGACCGAGAAGGGAUUACUCGGAGCAGUCUAGAUCCAUCGGGGCGCAGGCAGUCCACGCUGUGUUCCAGGAACCAUUACAUAAGAUCUUAGAGAAAGUCAAGAACGAGCCGUUCUUUCAAUGGCCAAAUAGGAUGGCAGGCGACCCUGCGAAACGCCAUCAGAGCCUAUAUUGCGAAUACCACCAAGAACCAGGGCACACUACUGAUGACUGCAAAAAUCUGAAAAACCACUUGGACCAGCUGGUCCGAAAGGGAAAGCUGAGACAUCUCUUUCACCAUUCCGGUGGCCGACAAGAGCAAGCGAGCGUCGAGGCAAGGCAAAGCACCUUGAGACCGCCUAUUGGCACGAUAAAUGUCAUUCUCGCCGCUCCAGGAAGAACUGGCUCCCAUCCUUUCAGAGUGAUGUCAGUGGCCCGGCUCCCCGUUGAAGUUAACGACCGUGAGUCUAAGAGGGCUAAAGGGAUGGCCUCGCCCAUACUCGGAUUCUCGGAUGAGGAUAAAGUUGGAACCAUCCAGCCCCACGAUGAUGCUCUAGUUGUCACACUCAGGAUUGGGGGAUAUGAUGUGAAGAUGGUGCUAGUCGAUCAGGACAGUGCCGUGGAAGUAAUGUACCCCGACCUAUACAAGGAGCUGAAGCUGAGACCGGAAGACCUGACAACAUACGACUCCCUUUUGGUAAGUUUCGAAAGGAAAACUGUUACUCCGAAAGGCCAAAUUAGGCUGCCUAUACAAACAGGCUCGAACAUAGUGGAGGUGGACUUCAUAGUGGUGGACGCAUAUUCGCCCUACACCGCCAUUGUAGCUAGACCUUGGCUUCAUACCCUAAGGGCUAUAUCCUCAACCUUACACCAAAAGAUGAAGUACUUGUCGGGGGGUCGGGUUAAAGAAGUGAUAGGGGACCAAGCCAUGGCCCGGCAAUGCAUGGUGUCUGCCAUCUCGUGA